AUGGCCGAGCUCAAAGAUGCCAUCGCUGAGCAAGAGCGGAGGCCUAGUGUGCUCUUCGCUGAUGAGAGCAAACGCAAGGCCAGCCUGGCACAACUGACCGCGAACACUACUGGAGAAGUCCGCAACCCUCUCGUUGGUAUACCAAGAGAGGCGCUUUUGCAGGAUGUCGAAAACUACGCCAACGAGAACAACCUGAACGACAUCCUUCCCCUUCUCAAGAAAGGCGCGUUGGUGGCCCAAAGCCCUCAUGCGAUCGAACACAUCCCGGAGCUGGAUGAACCCGAACGUCAGCUUCUUCGUGAGGAAGUCACCCAUCGCUGGAGGCAUCCGAAGAUGCUCUACUUCACCAUCAUCCUCAAUUCAAUCGCUGCCGCCGUGCAGGGGUGGGAUCAAACCGGGUCCAACGGCGCAAACUUGACCUUCCCAGUCGCUUUCGGCAUCCCUGACUCUGGCCCCGUGUGCGAGGCUCAGGGCAACUGCGAAGACAACUCGUGGCUAGUAGGCUUCGUCAAUAGCUGCCCCUAUAUAAGCAUCGCCUUCUUUGCCGGAUGGAUUUCUGAUCCCAUGAACGAUUGGUUUGGCCGACGAGGAACCAUCUUCAUCGGCGCCAUCUUUUCCGUCCUUGCUCCUAUCGGUUCAGCCUGCACACAGCACUGGGGCCAGCUGGUCGCCACCCGUAUUCUGCUGGGCAUUGGAAUGGGCCUGAAAGAAGUCACGGUUCCAGUGUUUUCCGCCGAGAAUUCCCCAACGAACAUUCGAGGUGGUCUCGUCAUGUCAUGGCAGACCUGGACUGCUUUUGGGAUUUUCCUCGGCACAUGUGCGAACUUGGCGGUCAAGGAUACCGGUGACAUUGCCUGGCGUCUGCAGUUGGGAUCGGCUUUCAUUCCAGCCGUACCCCUCGUUAUCGGUAUCUAUUUCUGCCCGGAGUCUCCCCGUUGGUUGAUGAAGAAAGGCCGUCACGCAAAAGCGUACCAAGCUCUGCUCCGACUCCGAAACAGCCCUCUGCAGGCCGCCCGUGAUUUGUACUACAUCCACGCACAGCUGAUUCAGGAGGAUAUCCUGGUCGAGGAGUCGGCAGUCGCCACCCACGGCAACAUCUUCACCCGCUUCAUCGAGCUGUUCACCAUCCCUCGCAUCCGACGCGCAACCCAGGCUUCCGGCAUUGUCAUGAUCGCUCAACAAAUGUGCGGCAUCAACAUCAUCGCCUUCUACUCCUCGACCGUCUUCUCCCAAGCAGGUGCCAGCGUUACUGGGUCCCUGUUGGCAUCGUGGGGUUUCGGCCUCAUCAACUUCAUCUUUGCAUGGCCCGCCGUCUGGACGAUUGAUACCUUUGGCAGGAGAGCUCUCCUGCUGUUUACCUUUCCGAACAUGUGCUGGACGCUCCUGGCGGCCGGAUUCUGCUUCUGGAUCCCCGAAAGCAGCGACGCCCAUCUCGGCAUGAUCGCAUUCUUCAUCUACCUGUUCGACAUCUUCUACUCUCCCGGAGAAGGGCCCGUCCCCUUCACCUAUUCGGCCGAAGUCUUCCCACUCUCUCAUCGUGAAGUCGGCAUGUCCUGGGCGGUGGCGACCAACAACUUCUGGGCCUCGGUCUUGUCUCUGACGUUCCCGCGUAUGCUUCAGGCAAUGACUCCCCAAGGUGCAUUCGGCUUCUAUGCCGGUCUCAACGCCGUCGCCUUUGUCAUGAUCUUCCUGUGGCUCCCGGAGACCAAACAACGGACCCUCGAAGAAUUGGAUUACGUCUUUGCCGUGCCCACUCGCACGCACAUGCACUACCAGAUCAACCAGGUUGCGCCGUAUUGGUUCAAGACGAAUGUCCUCCGUCGCAAGGGCCUCACGUCGCCACAGCUGUACAAAUUCGACGCUGACGAGUACGCCGAAGCCCGCGGCAUUUCGGAUCAAGAAGUUGCCCGCGAAAAGACCGCCACCGCGGAGGUCUGA
Messenger RNA from Cladophialophora carrionii CBS 160.54, 1938 nucleotides. RefSeq lists its product as uncharacterized. Gene Ontology annotation, cellular component: membrane. The coding region runs from base 1 to 1938 and encodes 645 amino acids. The record is from RefSeq and is a predicted model, not a curated record. Gene Ontology annotation, biological process: transmembrane transport. Lineage: Eukaryota; Fungi; Ascomycota; Eurotiomycetes; Chaetothyriales; Herpotrichiellaceae. Gene Ontology annotation, molecular function: myo-inositol:proton symporter activity. The transcript has 8 exons.